Molecule: messenger RNA, 228 nt
Organism: Enterospora canceri
Lineage: Eukaryota; Fungi; Microsporidia; Enterocytozoonidae
Source: the annotation of a GenBank genome assembly
AUGGUUCUCAUAGGCACCAACAACUCUACUACCAACAUCCUGGCUGAAUUCAUGAUAUUGAUCAAUAAAUGGAAUCUGAUCAAUAUUGAUCAAAUUGGUGGUUAUGAACUUGUCCAAUUUGGGUAUGCGAACGUAUUCGUAGUUCUGAUCAAUCUGCUUCACCAGCAUCUCCUUGGUGCCAGAAUGAGUGGCCUGAAUAUCAGUGCUUCCUUCACACAUUUUAGUUAA